AUAUGCACUCUCUAGUGAUGAAAUAUAGUUUAUUUUCAUAUAUGUGUAUUAGAUGCAUUUCCUUAUAAUAUUAUUGAAAAUGCAACUUUAAUCUACACAGAUCCACGCGAUGUGAAAUGGUGGCGUUUAUGUUACGUUUACGAAACAGUAUUUUGAGUACAAUGAAUUACGAGAAAUAUUAACAUAGAUAUUAAGUUAAGUGACUUAGGUCAUAUUGAGCAAUAUGCCUGCACAAGAAGUUGCGGUUUUACAACCGCCAGCAACUGAAACAGAAGAAAAUAAUGCACCUUCUUCUCAGCCGAUUGUGGGCAUUAUUUAUCCUCCACCGGAGGUUAGAAAUAUCGUUGACAAGACGGCCAGUUUUGUGGCUAGAAAUGGACCAGAAUUUGAAUCAAGGAUUAGACAAAAUGAACUGGGAAAUCCAAAAUUUAAUUUCUUGAAUUUUGGUGAUCCAUACCAUGCAUAUUACCAACAUAAAGUAAAAGAAUUUAAGGAAGGGAAAGGUCAAGAACCAUCAAUAGGAUCUGGACCUGGAAAGGCAGUGAAUCUUGCAGCUCAUCAGAAACAGCAAGAAAUUUUAAAACAAGUGGAGCAACCAUUUGUUCCUAAAGAUCCACCUGCAGAAUUUGAGUUCAUUGCUGAUCCCCCUUCUAUUUCAGCUUUGGAUUUGGAUAUUGUUAAGUUAACAGCUCAGUUUGUAGCUCGUAAUGGUCGUCAGUUUUUAACUAACUUGAUGAAUAGGGAACAGAGAAAUUUUCAAUUUGAUUUCUUACGACCUCAACAUUCAUUGUUUCAGUACUUCACAAAACUUUUAGAGCAAUAUACUAAGGUAUUAAUUCCUCCCAAAGAUUUAUUACCACGUCUUCGUGAUGAAGCAUUUAAUAUGGACAAAAUUUUAGAACAAGUUAAGUACCGUGCGGAGUGGUUAAAAUACCAAGAAGCUCAAAGGCGGAAAGAAGAAGAAGAGCUGGAACGUGAAAGAGUUGCUUAUGCACAAAUUGAUUGGCAUGAUUUUGUUGUAGUUGAAACUGUUGAUUAUCAGCAAUUUGAAGUUGGUAAUUUCCCAGCACCAACAACACCAGAUGAAGUUGGUGCUCGAGUACUAAUGCAGGAAAGAAUAGAAGAAGGCGAAGAUGUUGAAAUGCAAAUUGAUAGUGAAGGAGAAGAUGAAAUGCAAAAUCGAACAGAAGGUGAAAAAGAUCGUGCAAAAGAUAAUAAUCAAGUGCAAGAUAUGGAGGAAGACUCGAGCGAUGAAGAUGAUGUAUCACCGCCAGGUGAUACUCAUAAGGUCAAAGAAUCGAAACCACGCGAUAGCAAUAAUAUGCAGCCACCACCGUUACCUCCUACACCAGGAAAUGUUGUUGUAAAGAAAGGAUAUGAUCCUAAACAACAUGGGAGCAAAGUUGCACGUCCUGCUGCGCCUGAUGAGUAUUUGAUAUCUCCAAUUACGGGAGAACGUAUACCGGCAAGUAAAGUUCAAGAGCAUAUGCGAAUUGGAUUAUUGGAUCCACGAUGGGUUGAACAGAGAGACAAACAUCUCGACAAAUUGGCUCAAGAAACAGUAUUUGCACCUGGUACAGCUAUUGAAGCCAGUUUGAAGCAACUUGCCGAAAGGCGUACGGAUAUUUUCGGUGUCGGUGAUGAGGAAACUGCCAUCGGUAAAAAGAUCGGGGAAGAAGACAAAAAGAAGGAUGAUAAAGUCACGUGGGACGGUCACACGUCGAGUGUGGAAGCAGCAACCAGGGCUGCAAGAGCAAAUAUUACUCUGGAAGAACAAAUUCAUCAAAUACAUAAAGUCAAGGGACUUCUUCCGGAUGAAGAGAAAGAAAAGAUCGGACCAAAACCCGCUAAUCGUGCAGCUGAACUGUCGCAUAUGGCUGCAGCAGCUUCGAAACCUCAAGCUACGUUGAAAGCACCACCUAAACCACCAGCUCCAAAGCCUGUACCGGUCCCAACGCAACCACCACCACCUCCAACCAUGAGUAUGCCUACUAUGGGUAUUCCACAACCGAUGAUGCCACAAGCACCGAUGAUGAUGAUGGCACCUAUGCCUCCAAUUCGGCCACCGCCUCUUAUGACACCAGCAAUGUCGCCAUUUAUGCCAACACCACCUCCCAUGCAACCACCAAUGACGUCCGCUAUGGGAUUGAAGCAUCCUAAUGAACCAAUGGAAGAAGAACCUCAGACUAAGAAAUUGAGAACGGAAGAUUCAUUAAUACCCGAACAACAAUUCUUGGCUAGGAACAAGGGUCCUGUUCAGUUGAGUAUAGCUGUGCCAAUGAUGACGGAGAAAGCAGAAUGGAAAUUGAAUGGCCAGACAUUGAAUAUUACUUUACAAGUAAGCGAUACUGUAUCCACAAUGAAAGCCCUAAUUCAUGAACAAACUGGUAUGCCACCUGGCAAACAGAAGUUGCAGUACGAGGGAAUGUUCUUCAAAGAUAAUAACACUCUCGCAUACUACAAUUUAACAUCUGGUAACGUAAUCAAUCUAUUUCCAAAGGAAAGAGGUGGUAGGAAAAAAUAAAGUAGAUAAAUACAUAUUUAAAUAUAUGUCAAAAAUUUUACACUGUCUGUAUGUAAAAAUCAAUUUUCUCUUUCCUGAAAAAUUGAAAAAAUAUAU
Molecule: messenger RNA, 2620 nt
Organism: Megachile rotundata (alfalfa leafcutting bee)
Lineage: Eukaryota; Metazoa; Arthropoda; Insecta; Hymenoptera; Megachilidae
Gene: Sf3a1
Product: splicing factor 3A subunit 1
Biological process (GO): mRNA cis splicing, via spliceosome; regulation of alternative mRNA splicing, via spliceosome
Cellular component (GO): catalytic step 2 spliceosome; U2 snRNP; U2-type prespliceosome
Molecular function (GO): protein binding; RNA binding
Source: RefSeq, a predicted model, not a curated record